CACAAAGAAGAAGUCUUCUUUCUUAUUCACCCGGGUAGGAACUUGGAACAUGAAUACAUGGAAUGGAGUGAACUGGAAAAUAAACAUUUGUUGUUGUCUAAAGACUGGAGUGAGAUAGUUGCUUAGUCGCCAAUCACAAUUGAGACAUUUGACUCUAAAACUGCUGUCACACCAAUUCUUAAUGCUGAAAGAUAAGAAAGUAUAUAAAUUCAUCCAUGUAACGCCACUGCCUUAGUGUCUCGUUAGAUAGAGAAGUAUUGAAUGUGUCGACGUCAACAAAAGCGUUAGUAGCACUGCAAUGGCCAUUCUAUGUAUCUAUGUUCCAAGCGGGCAGGUGUUUUUGGAAUUACUGUAAAUUGAUCUGUUUUUUCAAGGCGAACUUCCAUUUCUUCUGUCCAACGAAGGCAAAAAAUUUGCACCAGCUUUCAGAGGUUUAAGAUUGCAUAAUUUAUUGUCACAAAAGCAGGACAUAGAACUGAUUUUUCAGGACAAUAUAAUUCCUCAAGGUUGGAUUAAUCCUGUAGUUAUGCAACAAUGGAAGGAUGUUUUACGGGUUGAUCAAAAUGAUGAUAAAGGCCCAAGUAGUAUGGAACAUCAGUUUUUUCUACAUAAUAGCUUAAGAUGUGGUAGAGUACUGAAAGUGAAGGAAAGACAUGUGUGGAGAUGGACAGGCUUCCAUUUCGGUAUGGAUUUGAUAAUGUUCACAGAUGGAAUCACUUUAUCCAUUAAACGUAAUAACAGAUCAGAAUAUGGACAGUUAUUAAGUCUACAAAGUACAAGAUAUGUUGUUAUAAGAGUAACAGUUGCAAAAUUGAAUGAACAAGGCCAGAUACAAUAUUGCAAAGAAACCGAAAUUCUGAACAUAGCUCUCACAAAGGGAGAGGAAUAUGAAUUACUGAGAUUAGAUGAGAAUCUCGAAUAUCCCAUAAUAAUCUCGGCUAAUAUUCAAUACACAUCGCCAGAUAUCCCGGAAGAAAAACAACCCGAUAUUUCCCAAGUGGUGCCUUAAAAACCUCAAUCCACUUUGUCUUCUAAAAAUGUCCAUAGAAGGAAUGCUGAGAUCGCACUCAUAAUCAUUGUAUUGCAUUUGAAAAACAUUCCAACAAUACAGAAAACUAUAUUUAAAAGUUUCCAAAGUAUUAAUAUAUAAAACAUGGCUUUGAAGUUUUUGGUUGCUGCAAAAUUCAUCGAAGAACACUGGAAAUUGAGGAGUUUUUCUAUUUAUUUUUAAUGUAUUAUAUUGUGUACAUUGUUUUUUUGCAAUUUGUUAUCAAAUAAACAUAUUUUUCUUUAUAUGUUAUAUUGACAAUAACAUUUGAUUCUAUUUUAUAUUUUGAAAUAUCUUUGCAACUUCUAUUUAAUUAUCUACUAUUUAAUUAGUGUCUCAAUGAAGAAUUCUGUUUGAUUCUCUUGUAAUGCAGCGGACUGAUUUUUUUCAUGUUGAGGGUUAUUUCAUGAAGACUUCUCGACUCAUUCGAUUAUUCUAUUUUUUGACAAGAUAUAACACCCUUCUUUAUAAAUUUCUUAGUUACAUAUUACACAAGAAUAUAAUUUUGUUACCAGUCAAUUUUUCAUGGCACUUUUGGAUUAUUUAAUUUUUGUUUAUAAAUUUUGAUAUUUUUCUUGGGCAGAGCUUAAAAGUAAAUAUUUCUCAUAUUAUUUGUGACCAUACGAUUUCUGUUACUAAUGCUAGUCAUAAUCUAUUAUUAAAAUCGUUUAUAUCGUU
Molecule: messenger RNA, 1726 nt
Organism: Coccinella septempunctata (seven-spotted ladybird)
Lineage: Eukaryota; Metazoa; Arthropoda; Insecta; Coleoptera; Coccinellidae
Product: protein germ cell-less-like
Exons: 3
Coding region: 527-1009 (160 amino acids)
Biological process (GO): germ cell development
Source: RefSeq, a predicted model, not a curated record